Haemorhous mexicanus (house finch) is the source of this 1640-nucleotide messenger RNA. It is a transcript of the gene REN, whose product is annotated as renin. Gene Ontology annotation, molecular function: aspartic-type endopeptidase activity. The record is from RefSeq and is a predicted model, not a curated record. Gene Ontology annotation, biological process: angiotensin maturation. Bases 1 to 1236 code for a protein of 411 amino acids. NCBI's taxonomy places the organism in Eukaryota, Metazoa, Chordata, Aves, Passeriformes, Fringillidae. The transcript has 10 exons.
AUGGCGGUGGCACCCAGCAGGAGGCUGCAGCGCUGCCUGCUGCUCCUGGCCGUCACCUGGGGCGCCACUUUUGUCCCCUCGCCAGCCCAGGCUUUGCAGAGGAUCGCCCUGCGGAGGAUGCCCUCCAUCCGCCAGACGCUGCAGGAGAUGGGGGUGAAGGUGCGGGAGGUGUUCCCGGAGCUGCGCCGGGCCACGCGCGGAGGAGGGGACGGUCCCCGCAACGGGACAGCUCCCACGCUGCUCACCAACUACCUGGAUACCCAAUAUUUCGGCGAGAUCAGCAUCGGGACCCCCGCGCAGACCUUCAAGGUGGUCUUUGACACGGGCUCGGCCAACCUGUGGGUGCCAUCCUACAAGUGCUCCCCACUCUACAGCGCCUGUGUGUCCCACAGCCGCUACGACUCCUCCAAGUCGCGCACCUACAUCGCCAACGGCACCGGCUUCGCCAUCCGCUACGGCACCGGCAGCGUCAAAGGCGUCCUCAGCCAGGACAUCGUCAUGGUGUCGGACAUCCCGAUCAUCCAGGUGUUCGCCGAGGCCACGGCUCUGCCCGCCUUCCCCUUCAUCUUCGCCAGGUUUGACGGCGUGCUGGGCAUGGGCUACCCCAGCCAGGCCAUCGACGGCAUCACGCCCGUCUUCGACCGCAUCCUGGCGCAGCAGAUCCUCCAGGAGGACGCGUUCUCCGUCUACUACAGCCGAGCUUCCAGGAAUGCUCCCCUGAAUCCCGGCGGGGAAAUCAUCCUGGGAGGCAGCGACCCGGCCUAUUACACCGGCGACUUCCACUACCUGAACGUCAGCAGGAGCGGCUUCUGGCAGAUCCGCAUGAAGGGGGUGUCUGUAGGGGCUGAGAUCCUGUUCUGCAGGGAAGGCUGCUCGGUGGCCGUGGACACCGGGGCCUCCUACAUCACCGGCCCCGCCGGCCCCGUGUCCGUGCUCAUGAAAGCCAUCGGGGCCACCGAGGUGGCCGAGGGAGAGUACGUGGUGGACUGCGAGCAGGUGCCUCAGCUGCCCAACAUCUCCUUCCACCUGGGAGGGAAGGUUUAUGGCCUCAGCGGCCCGGCCUACGUGCUGCGGCAAUCCCAGUACGGCGAGGAUGUCUGCGUGGUGGCUUUCUCCGGGCUGGACAUCCCCCCUCCGGCCGGUCCCCUCUGGAUCCUGGGUGCCACCUUCAUCGGUCACUACUACACCAAAUUCGACCGGCGCCACAACCGCAUCGGCUUCGCCACCGCCCGCUGAGGGCCGGGGGGCCGCGGGGGCCGGGCUGGGUGUGGGGAACCAGCCCGGAGGCUGCAGGAGCCGCGGGAAGCAGCGAGAGAACAGCAGCUCCCUUCCAGCUCUGCCACCUCCUCUCCAAAGCUCGCUGCUCCCGCUCCCAAACCCCCGCGCUAUUCCCGGGAGCCGAGCCUGGAGCGGGGCUGCGAAUCCCAGCGGGAUCCUGCGGCCGGAGCGGCCCCUCCGGGCGCUUUUAGGGCGAUGUGCGAUGGCAGGAGCAGCGCACGGGGACUUGCUGCUGAGAGACACUCUGGGACUGUUCGCGUUGUUCCUAAAUUGGGGGCAAUAAUCGGUGUUUAAGGAUGGUUUUAGCCGGUGUCAGCCCUGCCCCUCUUUGUGAGUUUUAUAUUAAACGAUUUAAAGCACCA